GUGAUUGGCCGGGGGAGUCACAUGGUGAAAGUAACUUUACGGGGUCGCCAGCUAGUAGGAGGGCUUUAUGGAGCAGAAAAACGACAAAGCGAGAAAAAUUAUUUUCCACUCCAGAAAUUAAUGAUCAUGAGCUCUUAUUUGAUGGACUCUAACUACAUCGAUCCGAAAUUUCCUCCAUGCGAGGAAUAUUCGCAAAAUAAUUACAUCCCAGAUCACAGUCCGGAAUAUUAUAGCCGGACCAGGGAGUCCAGCUAUCAGCAUCACCACCCGGAGCUGUACCCCGUUCCACGACCCUCCUUUCCCGACCGCCAGUUCAGCUGCGGUAGUAUCCAACAAGCUCCGGGCAACCCGGCCGCGCACCAAAGGGGACACGGGCAAACUGCAGGAGGCCAACAACACCUCUCAGAGAAAGCACAGCAGCUCUGCGAGCAGGCUGCUUUAUCCACCACCUCCACCACUCCUUCCCCAGCCCCUCCAGCCUGCAACCAGCCAAACCCCGACCAUCCUAACAGCACAGCAUCCAAACAACCCAUAGUGUAUCCCUGGAUGAAAAAAAUCCACGUCAGUACUGUGAAUCCCAAUUACAAUGGAGGCGAACCCAAGCGUUCCCGGACAGCCUACACGAGGCAGCAGGUUUUGGAGCUGGAAAAGGAGUUUCACUAUAACAGGUACCUGACCCGAAGGAGACGCAUCGAAAUCGCUCAUUCCCUUUGCCUCUCGGAAAGGCAGAUCAAAAUCUGGUUUCAAAACCGAAGGAUGAAAUGGAAAAAAGACCAUCGGCUGCCCAACACGAAGGU
This is a messenger RNA of Meleagris gallopavo (turkey), 797 nucleotides long. NCBI's taxonomy places the organism in Eukaryota, Metazoa, Chordata, Aves, Galliformes, Phasianidae. The record is from RefSeq and is a predicted model, not a curated record.